This is a messenger RNA of Camellia sinensis, 327 nucleotides long. The record is from RefSeq and is a predicted model, not a curated record. NCBI's taxonomy places the organism in Eukaryota, Viridiplantae, Streptophyta, Magnoliopsida, Ericales, Theaceae.
AUGAACCCGGCAAGGUCAUUAGGGCCUGCAAUUGUUUCAUGGAAAUUUGGCAAUGUGUGGAUUUACCUCAUUGCCCCUACUGUUGGAGCUGUUGGGGGUGCAUUGCUGUUUCGUGCUUUACGACUUCAACAUCAUCCUUGUGGCCCUGAUUCCUCUCCUAAUACCACACGGCUAAGUGAUGAAGAUUGUGGUAAUAGUAGUGGCAGUGGUACUAAUGGUGGUGGUGGUGGUGGUGGUGGUGGUAGUAGUGGUAGCGAUGGUGCUAUGGUGGUAGCGGUAGUGUUGAUGGCAUGGAUGGUGGCGGUACUGAUUGUAGUGAAUUUAUAA